AUGGUGGCCGACCCCGCUUGCGCCGCACAGUUUGGGUUUAUCAUGAAGAGCCUAAGGGCGUGGGUCGCGGAGGAGCUUAGGGAGGAUCGCAUCCCCCCUAUUGACGCCCGCGCGAUCCUCGCAAAUGGGCAGCUGCUCUUUAGAGAAGCAAGGACUAUUUCUCUGGUCGGGGGCCUCGCCCGCGCGGGGAUUUCGGAUCUUCACGAACUAAAAACACCCGAUACUAUCAUUUCGCUCAUGGAAGCAAUCUUGAACACAAACGCGCGAGCUCCAGAGACGUUUUGGCGGCAAACCCUCAGACGUUUGAUAGAGCUAAACGACGAGCUGCAGGAUCGAAUGUCGGGUGCAAUGGAUUUUUUUUCUUCUUCCACGAAUCCAGAAAAGGGUAAGUUUCCUGACAAAUGCUACUUAGAUGAAGAAAAUGAAGAGCGUCCUUCGGUGCAAGUUGGACAUGUCUUUUCGGGGUUAAGUACGCGGCAGAUUUUUCGCUUGCUAAUGGUACUCCGGGGGGGCGACUAUUAUGGUGAAAUCGCCACAUUCCACAACCUCGCCGACCAAGCUCUUAAAAACGUCGUUUUUGAAACCGAAGCCGCGAAUUUCGAGGAAUCAAUAGUAACUACCCCAACGAUGGUUCUCCUCGAGCAUCGCGUGCGUCUUGUUUCAGAUCUUAGCGUUGAUGAGUUCCUCGAGCUCUUGAAGAUCGCUGGGGGGUUUCGAAUCCCUUUUCGUGUUUCAGCAGAGCAGGUUUCUCGACAUCUUCUCGCGCCGAUGGUAGAUUUUUCGAAUUCGGAUAGGUUGUUGAACAUAUUUCAGGUAAUACGACAAACACGUUGUUCUUCGAAUCUUCUCUUCUUCACUCUAGCGAAAAAAAUACAAAAAAACGUCUUCACAGCCCCCUAUCAGCUACCCCUUUCUAAAUCUUUUAUCAAAACAAUCCUGCAAGAACCAGGAUUUCUUUCCUGCGAGCCGCUGGUCGAUUUUGUUGAGUUCUUUCUCGCAGUUUGUGAGUAUCACAUAACGAAGCUUCGCGCAACACAGCUGAACACCAUCGCAGGGCAGUUUUACGCGCUUUCCCGUCAUUUUUCCCCCAUCUCCAUAGUAGGGCUUCGGAUACGAGAGGUUUUACACCUAAUAUGCAAACAAAUGGAGUACUUACUGAAAUUGGGUGUAGUAUCACCGCAUCUGCCGACGACGUUGCUGGAGUAUACAAUCAUCCUUUCGAUGCGGGAGGAUGCAAAUCAGUAUCCAAAUGUUGCCAGCCUCCGCGCGGCACGUGAUACGGCUGUGAAAAGCGCAGAAAAAUGGGGGACAAAAGAAGAAAACGACGUUCUUUGUGAAGCACAAAAGGAAAAUCAUAUCGUGCCUACGACAUCGAAACGCUGGGAGUUGAUGCGGGAAGAUGAGUUUCCCUCCGUCUCCAAGGCCGCUGUUCAUGUUUACGACGAGUUCAUUUAUAUUUAUGAGCGUAGUUUAAUCACAAGGUGCACUCCGACGAUUGAGGAUAUCAGACGUUUUUCCGAUACAAUGGAAAAGACGGGGUUGUAUAACCUAUUGAUCGGUGCAGAUUGUAUGCGAAAAGCGCACAUUGAUAGACACGUAAGUAAUGCUUUGGAUGAAAAGGCACUUUUAAACGGGCCGUUUGAUUCUUUCCCUGGAUGGAUUGAACAGCGUGUGAGUGCCAUUGUACGUAAGAAGAUAUUUACCGCCAGAUUAACGCAUUCAUCGAGCGAUGAUCAAAUACUUCGAGUAUUAGGACAUCUGCACUGUGAUAGCUCCAAAGUGCGAAAGAUUAUAGAUGUGUUGGAUACCUCGAUCUUAAGGAUUCUACGUAGCCAGCGUGAUGUGUGGAGCUAUGUUGUGAUCUUAGCGCAUCGCUUCGGUACGGCUGAGGAGCAAUUGUUAGCGGAACAACAACUAAAAAAGGCAUUGUAUUAA
Molecule: messenger RNA, 1935 nt
Organism: Phytomonas sp. Hart1
Lineage: Eukaryota; Euglenozoa; Kinetoplastea; Trypanosomatida; Trypanosomatidae
Source: the annotation of a GenBank genome assembly